AUGGAUAUCUUCAACGGCAGUCUGAUUGACCUCAGCUCUAAUAUCUCUGCCCUGCUCUGCGAACUCGACUUGGAAAAUUACACCAUUUUCUGCUUGGACCACUCUCCCCGGACUUUUAAAGAAUUGGACCAGACAGUGCGGAUCUUCCUCUAUUCCUUGAUUUUUUUACUCAGCGUCGCGGGGAAUACCUUGGUGAUCACAGUGCUGAUCAGAAACAAGAGGAUAAGGACGGUCACCAACUUAUUCCUGCUGUCACUGGCCAUCAGCGACCUCAUGCUGUGCUUCUUCUGCAUGCCUUUCACCCUGAUCCCCAACCUCCUACAGGAUUUUAUUUUUGGCAGCCCGCUCUGCAAAAUUACCAGCUAUUUCAUGGGUGUCUCAGUGAGCGUAUCAACUUUUAGCCUGGUGGCCAUCUCUCUUGAGAGAUACAGUGCCAUAUGCAAACCCUUGCAAUCUCGGGUCUGGCAGACCAAAUCCCAUGCCUUGAAGGUAAUCGCGGCCACGUGGUGCCUGUCCUUUGUCAUCAUGACGCCCUACCCAAUUUACAGCACACUGGUGCCUUCAGUGCUUCCUAACAGCACCACAUCCAAGUGUCGUAUUAAUUGGCCAAGCACAGUGAUCGAGCAGUCCUGGUAUAUUUUCCAACUCCUCAUCCUUUUCCUUAUCCCGGGGAUCGUAAUGAUGAUAGCGUAUGGAUUAAUAUCCUUGGAGCUCUAUAGAGGAAUAAAAUUUGAUGCAAGCAACAGAAAAUCUUCUCGAGAAAGGAAAGCUAGCGAGAGCAGCAGCGGCAGGUACGAAGAUGGGGAUGGUUGCUAUCUGAAGAAGAACAAGAAGCAGCAGCAGCGGCAGCAGCUACCGCUCCGCCAACUUUCGUCCCUCAGCUCCUGCAGCAACAGCCAGAAGAUUGAGCGUCCAAGGAGCAGCUCCUCCUCAGCCAACCUGAUGGCUAAGAAGCUAGUGAUCCGAAUGUUGAUUGUGAUUGUGAUCCUGUUCUUCAUCUGUUGGACGCCCAUCUUCAGCGUCAACACCUGGAGGGCCUUUGACUCCACUUCGGCUCAACUCCUGCUCUCAGGAGCUCCCAUCUCGUUCAUCCAUUUGCUCUCCUACACCUCCGCCUGCGUGAACCCCAUUGUCUAUUGCUUCAUGAACAAACGUUUCCGCUUGGGUUUCCUCGCGACCUUCACUUGCUGCACCAAGCCACGCCUUCCAGCCGCCCGGGCAGAGGUGGGAGAGGACGAGGAAGGAAAGACCACGAGAGCGUCCCUUUCCAGGUACUCUUACACCCACAUGAACAUGGCUGCCCCUUCAUGA
Molecule: messenger RNA, 1311 nt
Organism: Pseudonaja textilis
Lineage: Eukaryota; Metazoa; Chordata; Lepidosauria; Squamata; Elapidae
Gene: CCKAR
Product: cholecystokinin A receptor
Biological process (GO): neuropeptide signaling pathway
Cellular component (GO): plasma membrane
Molecular function (GO): cholecystokinin receptor activity; neuropeptide receptor activity
Source: RefSeq, a predicted model, not a curated record